CAGUUUUGUUUUCUUCUGUAUUUUUUUCUGAGUCAGAUUCUAGCUCCUCGGUUAGGGUAUCUACCUCUAUUAGCUUCACAAGUUAAACCUUUCUUCAGUGGUGCACUACCCCCAGGUGUGGACACUGUUUGGUUUGAGUACAAGGGACUUCCUCUGAAAUGGUAUAUACCUAUUGGGGUACUCUUUGAUCUUCUCUGUGCAGAACCAGAAAGACCAUGGAAUCUAACGGUACAUUUCAGAGGAUACCCUGGAAGCAUUUUAACUCCAUGUGAAGCCGAAGACACUGUGAAAUGGAGUUUUAUAAAUUCUUUAAAGGAGGCAGCAUACAUCAUUAAUGGCAACUGCAAAAACAUCAUGAAUAUGUCUCAAAGUGAUCAAUCAGAACUUUGGCGCUCUGUUUCAAACAGUAAUUUGGAAGCUUUUCUCCGAGUUUCAUCUAAGCUUAAGCUGGGUAUGCACGGAGAUGAUUUUUCAAUGAAGUUGGAUUCUUACAAGUGUAGGCAAAGUAGUAAAAAUGAAGGAGAAGCUCCGGAAGGAGCAGUAAAACCAGGAAGAAUCCCGGUACGUUUGUAUGUUCGGAGCUUGAGUGAGGAUUUUGAUUGUGAAGGCUAUGCACCUGUGGUUGAGAGUUGGGACAAGAUCUCUUACAUCAACCGGCCUGUUGAGAUUUGUGAAGAUGGCAAGUUCUUCACAUUGGGGGAUGCACUAAGAAUGCUACUUCCCGAGUUUUUUGUGGACAAUUCUACCCCCGAAGAUGACAUGACCUGCGGAGUGGAAGAAGACGAGGGCAAAAGAUCUACUUCACAAGAGGCAAGCGCCAAGGAAACCAGAGGAGGAGAUUCAUCAGAUAGAAAUGCAGAAAUCAAACUUGUUCGGAUACAGGGAAUAGAACCGAAGCUGGCGAUCCCUUUUGCUUGGGUGGUGAAAAACUUGGUGAACCCAGAAUACUUUCUCCACAUUUGUGUAUUCAUCAAAACUCCAGACCCAAUUGCCAUAUAAUGUGAGCUGAGGGAGAUGAGAUCUUCUUGCCUCUUAGCUUUCUUUUGAUGGGAUUUUAAGAGAUUUUCUCAAUAUGUGUGGAGGGAGAUGGUAUAGACGUAUAGUUAGUUCAUUUGCUGUAUAGGGAGUGCUAGGAUUUGUGUACAUAACAUUUAAACAGACUUCUUUUAUUAUUACUUUAAAAAGCUCUUAGUAUUUGUUACAGUAGUUUUUUAGGGUAGAUUAUAAUAAUCUUAAUAGCUGAUU
Cuscuta campestris is the source of this 1245-nucleotide messenger RNA. NCBI's taxonomy places the organism in Eukaryota, Viridiplantae, Streptophyta, Magnoliopsida, Solanales, Convolvulaceae. The record is from the annotation of a GenBank genome assembly.